Molecule: messenger RNA, 1659 nt
Organism: Penicillium chermesinum
Lineage: Eukaryota; Fungi; Ascomycota; Eurotiomycetes; Eurotiales; Aspergillaceae
Gene: trm6
Product: tRNA 1-methyladenosine methyltransferase subunit GCD10
Exons: 2
Coding region: 1-1659 (552 amino acids)
Biological process (GO): tRNA methylation
Cellular component (GO): tRNA (m1A) methyltransferase complex; nucleus
Source: RefSeq, a predicted model, not a curated record
AUGCAUUCCUACAUUCGGCCUCGCCAGUUCGUGGCGAUACAACUGCCGUCAGACCAGAUCCGGAUCACUAAGAUUGUUCCAAAUACCAUAGUGCAGCUAGGGAAAUACGGUAGUUUUGCCGCAAAUCAAGUCCUCGGUCGGCCUUUCCACUUGACAUUUGAACUUUUGGACGCUCCAGAACCGGACGGAUAUCGUUUACGCGUCGUCUCGGCAACCGAGCUUCAUGCUGAAACCUUGAUUGAAGAAGCAGAAGGCGAGGAGGGCGAAGCGGACGACGCACUGCCCACACGUACCAACCAGAACAUCGUCGACGAUGGGUCAGCGCAGAAAUUGACGGUACAAGAAAUUGAGGAGCUCAAGAAGGAAGCAGGUGGCGCGGGCAAGGAAAUCAUUGCGAGGAUCUUAGAAUCGCAUUCGGGAAUCGACCAGAAGACUGCUUUUUCACUUGCAAAAUACACUCUCCGCAAGCGCAAGAAGUUCAUUCGCAGAUUCAGCAUCGUCCCUCUGGACGUCAGUACUCUCGCGCAUUACUUGAUGACUGAGCGGGAUGCCGCAAAGACUAUGGAGCUACGAGAUGAGCACAUUGGUCUGUUAGGAUGUUUAGCGAAUGUGCAUCACGGAGGCAAUUUGCCUGUCAAUGAAUCAAACAAACCCAAUGGCCGAUAUUUUGUGGUUGAUGAAACAGGCGGCUUGGUGGUGGCUGCUAUGGCCGAGCGAAUGGGAAUCCUGUAUCCUCCCGAUGAAGAGGACGAGGAUCAGGACGAGGAUCAGGACGAGCUUCCCAUCGAAGAACCUUCUGGUACAGAUCAGGAUGGGCAGGCCAAGGCCAAACCCCAACCACGCCGUGCUUCCCCUCGCGCAAUGUCGGCGACAGGGAAUAGUAUCACCGUGGUUCACGCCUACAGUCAGCCAAAUUUGACAUUACUCAAAUACUUCGGGUACGAUGUUUCAAAUCCCGAUGAAUCGCACCCUCUUUUUACCCAUUUGAAGACUGUCUCUUGGCUACAAUUGGUCGACCCCCUGUCUGAUCCAAUCUACGCGAAUAAGCCCGAGUCCCGUUCUGCUGAAGAGGUGGCUUCGCUGAAAACCAACAAGCGCACUAUAUACUAUCACAAGAUUGCUCGCUGGGAGCGUGUUAAGAGCGUCACUGACGAAGCCCGUGCGGGUGGAUUUGAUGGACUGGUUGUGGCUACGCUCCUGGAGCCUCCUGGAGUCUUGAAAACCCUUGUUCCACUUCUCGCCGGCUCGGCCUCAGUGUCUGUGUAUUCACCAUACAUUGAGCCGCUGGUUGACCUUGUCGAUCUUUACUCAACUGCACGCAGGACGUCUUUCAUCUACCAAAAACGAGACAUAGAGGCAGAAACACCCGAAGGGGAAGAACCUGACCUAUCGGUGUUAUUUGAGGAAUUUAAGGUCGACCCAACUCUUCUCCUUCCUCCGAGCCUACAGACCACGCGUGUCCGAGCUUGGCAAGUCCUCCCGGGUCGGACUCACCCUCUCAUGAGUGCACGGGGAGGUGCAGAGGGUUAUCUCUUCCAUGCCAGCCGCGUUAUACCCACCAAGGAAAAUAUCCGGGCCGCCGGGACCUUCCGCAAGAAGCGCAAGUUGGAGUCAACAUCUACCCCUAAUAAUGAACGUGAUGUGGUGAUGCGAACUUGA